Messenger RNA from Cloeon dipterum, 1751 nucleotides. It is a transcript of the gene Septin2, whose product is annotated as septin 2. Gene Ontology annotation, biological process: cytoskeleton-dependent cytokinesis; intracellular protein localization. Bases 86 to 1351 code for a protein of 421 amino acids. Gene Ontology annotation, cellular component: septin complex; septin ring; cell division site. NCBI's taxonomy places the organism in Eukaryota, Metazoa, Arthropoda, Insecta, Ephemeroptera, Baetidae. The transcript has 8 exons. Gene Ontology annotation, molecular function: molecular adaptor activity; GTPase activity; GTP binding. The record is from RefSeq and is a predicted model, not a curated record.
CCGCGGGCGAGUGGCGCACCGCACGCUCAGAACGGUGCAGUGCGCUUUCAACGCCCGCUGUGUGAACGAGCUGGCAUAAACAAAAAUGGCAGGCGGUGACAUCGAGAAGGCUAAGGCCAACAACGAGAGCAACAUUCGCAAUUUGAAGCUGUCAGGCCAUGUUGGCUUUGACAGCCUGCCUGACCAAUUGGUCAAUAAGUCUGUCCAGAAUGGAUUUAUCUUCAACAUCCUCUGCAUUGGUGAAACGGGAAUAGGAAAAUCGACGCUGAUGGACUCGCUUUUCAACACCAGCUUCGAAUCUCAGCCAAGCCCGCACAACCUGCCCACGGUAAAGCUGAAGGCGCACACGUACGAGCUGCAGGAGAGCAACGUCCGCCUCAAGUUGACAAUCGUGGACACCGUCGGCUACGGCGACCAAAUCAACAAGGAGGAGAGCUACAAGGCCGUCGUUGACUACAUCGACGCCCAGUUCGAAUCGUACCUGCAGGAGGAGCUCAAGAUUAAACGCUCCCUGGGCACCUAUCACGACACCCGCAUACACGUCUGCCUUUAUUUCAUCUGUCCGACGGGCCAUGGGCUCAAGUCGCUUGAUCUGGUGUGCAUGAAGCAACUCGACAAAAAAGUCAACAUCAUUCCGAUCAUUGCCAAAGCUGACACUGUUUCCAAGAAUGAACUUCAAAAGUUCAAGUCAAAAAUUAUGGCCGAGUUGCAAAACAACGGCGUCAGCAUUUAUGAAUUCCCUACCGAUGAUGAGACCGUUUCUGAAGUCAAUACCUCGAUGAACUCUCACACUCCAUUUGCCGUUGUUGGAAGCACGGAAUUCGUCCGAGUCGGCAACAAAAUGAUGAGAUCUCGCCAGUACCCAUGGGGAACUGUCCAAGUUGAAAAUGAGAACCACUGCGACUUUGUUAAAUUGCGAGAAAUGCUCAUUCGCACAAACAUGGAAGACAUGAGGGAAAAAACUCACGCCCGUCACUACGAACUUUACCGAAAAAGGCGUUUGGAACAGAUGGGCUUCACAGACGUCGACUCAGAAAACAAGCCAGUGAGCUUCCAGCAAACCUUUGAGCACAAACGCAGCACGCAUAUGCAGGAGCUGCAGCAGAAGGAGGACGAAAUGCGUCAAAUGUUCAUCCAGCGAGUCAAAGAGAAGGAGGCCGAGCUGAAGGAAGCUGAGAAAGAGCUUCACGCAAAGUUUGACAAGCUGAAGAAGGAUCACACAGACGAAAAGAGCAAACUGGAUGAUGCAAGACGCAAACUGGAAGAGGAGAUGGUUGAAUACAACCGUCGCAAGGCGCAAAUCCAGAGUGGAUCGCACACUUUAACACUUGGCAAGAGCAAGAAGAAGUGAAUUUUAAUAGUCACGUCUCUCUGAACAUUUCAACCUUUAUUCGCACUCUAUUCUUGAUAAUUUCUCUCAAUUCUGACUUUGAUCUGAUCGCUGAUGGAAUUGUAUACCAAAAAUCGAGCCUCUAUGUUCAUGAAAAUUUGGCAUUACAAAUAACUGACGCAUGGUUUCACUCCUAUAGUAAUAUAUUUAAUGCUUCGUGUAAAUGUAUGAGACUAAUGUAAAUUGGUAAAAGAAAUUUUAUGUCAACGAUAAUUAGCAUGUAAUACAUUUUUAUAGGAGCUCUCCUUUUAGUUAUGACUAGCCAAUAUCAUCUAGUUUUGUUAUUUACCUUCUAAGCCAUAUAUUGGAGAGAGAACGUGUAUUAAUUCUUUCGAAAUUAAUAAACAUACAUUAUCGCGCA